Messenger RNA from Rhizopus microsporus ATCC 52813, 777 nucleotides. RefSeq names its product putative smc6 protein. Bases 1 to 777 code for a protein of 258 amino acids. NCBI's taxonomy places the organism in Eukaryota, Fungi, Mucoromycota, Mucoromycetes, Mucorales, Rhizopodaceae. Gene Ontology annotation, cellular component: site of double-strand break; nucleus; Smc5-Smc6 complex. Gene Ontology annotation, molecular function: damaged DNA binding; ATP hydrolysis activity; single-stranded DNA binding. The transcript has 4 exons. Gene Ontology annotation, biological process: double-strand break repair via homologous recombination. The record is from RefSeq and is a predicted model, not a curated record.
AUGUGUCAUAAAUAUUUAAAAGUCGACUUUGGACCCAAGAUCAACUUUGUUAUUGGACAUAACGGAAGUGCACUUACGAUUGCUCUUGGGGCCAAUGCUAGUAUGACCAAUCGUGCAAAGACAGUCUCUUCACUGAUCAAAGAAGGCACAAAUGCUGCAAUCAUCACUAUUCAUAUUACCAACCGCGGAGAACACGCAUAUAAACCAGAUAUAUUUCCUGAUUAUAUCAUUGUCGAACGUAGACUCAACCGUGACGGUGCCUCACCUUACAAGAUCAAGAACUCUUCUGGCAGAGUUAUUUCAACAAAAAAGGAGGAUUUGGUUGCUAUUUUGGAUCAUAUGAAUAUUAUGGUCAAUAACCCACUUGUUGUCUUGACUCAGGACAUGGCUAGAAAAUUUCUUAGCGACAGUUCUUCUGAAGACAAGUAUAGACUUUUUAUGCACGGCACACAGUUAACACAGUUACGAAAUGAUUUUGACAGCGUACGUGAGAGUCUGGAGACAGCAAUGAAAACGAUCGAACGUAAGAAGCAAGCCUUACCUGCUUUGUUGGAGAGAGCCAAUGAGGCAGCACGACGACAACAGGAUAUUCAGGAAGCCAAGGAGAUAGACAGUAAGAUUGAUGCAUUGAAUAAUGAACUUGUUUGGUCACAGAUCAUUGCAAAAGAAAAAGAAGCUGCUCAACUCAAAAGGGAUGUUGAAUUAUUAGAAAGGACUUACAAAGAGUCUCAAGAAAGACAUGAGACAAAAAGUAAGAGCCGAUUGGGAAGAGUUUAA